This is a messenger RNA of Lolium rigidum, 639 nucleotides long. Its product is annotated as putative germin-like protein 9-2. Gene Ontology annotation, molecular function: manganese ion binding. Bases 7 to 639 code for a protein of 210 amino acids. The transcript has a single exon. Lineage: Eukaryota; Viridiplantae; Streptophyta; Magnoliopsida; Poales; Poaceae. The record is from RefSeq and is a predicted model, not a curated record. Gene Ontology annotation, cellular component: cell wall.
GAAACCAUGGCGUCCAUGAACUUGUACUCUUUGGUGCUGCUGGUGGUUGCCCUGGUGUCAACGCCACUGGCCGUCGUGGCCGGCGACCCGGACAUUCUUACAGACUUCGUCAUGCCGAUGAUGUGGGGCAUGCCGAUGAACAUCACUGGCGACUACUUCACCUACACCGGCUUCGGUGGCUGGGAGUUGCCGGUGACUAGCUUCACGGUGCAGAAGGCCUCCAUGGUCGAGUUCCCUGCGCUCAACGGGCAGAGCGUGUCGUACGCCAAGCUCAGGUUUCCGCCGGGCACCGUGAACCCGACGCACACCCACCCGCGCGCCUCUGAGCUGCUGCUCGUCAUUGAGGGUGCGCUCUCUGUCGGCUUUGUCGACACCGCCGGCAAGCUCUACACCAAGGACCUGGUUGCCGGAGACAUGUUUGUCUUCCCCAAGGGGUUGGUGCACUACCAGUCUAACCAUGGGUCCAACCUUGCGGUCGCGCUGUCAGCAUUCGGGAGUGCCAACGCGGGCACCGUGUCCGUUCCUGUCACGGUGUUCGGCACCGGCAUUGAUGAUGCCGUGCUCGCCAAGUCCUUCAAGACUGACCUGCCCACAGUGCUGAAGCUGAAGGCGGCGCUCACUCCGCCACCUAAGCAUUAA